GGAAAUCGCUAAGUAGCGAAACAGAAACUAUCUGCAAAACAUUAUAACUCAUAUGAUUAAUGUUUUUUUUAUUCAGCAUCUAUGUACUCCCGGGAGGAUACUGUGAGCUGGUUGCUGGGUAAAAAAGCUGAUCCAGACCUAGUUGGAGGACCAAUGCAGCAAACAUGUACUCAUCUUGCAAGCUCUAGACAUAGUAGUCAAUCUUCACAAGUUGUGAAAGCAUUACUUUUGCAUAGUAAAAAGGACAUCAGAUCCAAACUAGAUGCAUCUGGAAAUAUACCGUUAUUCUGUGCAAUAGAAGCUGGAAAUAAUAACACCUGUCGGGAGCUCCUUUCCCAGCUUCCUGAGGAUCAGGUUAAUAUGACCAAACAACCCAUUGGAGACACUGCAAUGCACUUGGCAGCAAGAAAAAAGGACGCAAACUUGAUCAAGUUACUUGUUGAAUCUGGAGCCUCUGUUGAUAUUCAGAACACUGAAGGCCAAACAACACUACAUCUAGCAUGCAUUCAUGGUAAUGAGGAAGUUGUUCGUGUAUUGUUCAUGGCCAGGGCAAAUGCUUCUAUCACAGAUGUUGAGGGUCGUGCACCCAUUCAUUUGUGUGCUGAACGAGGUUAUACAAACAUACUGAAUUUCCUGGCUGAUAAAUUUAAGGCCUCCAUCUAUGAAAGAACAAGGGAUGGCAGUACUCUUAUGCAUAUUGCUGCUGUUAAUGGCCAUCCUGAAACUGCAUUGGCUCUUUUUGACAAAGGAGUCCCAUUGUUGAUGCCUAACCGAUUUGGUGCCAGAAGCAUUCACACUGCAGCAAAGGAAGGUCAUGUUAAUGUUGUAAAUACAUUAGUGAAGAAAGGUGAGAAUGUGGAUGCCAAAACAGGAGAUGGACUUACUCCAUUGCAUGUUGCUGUUGAAGCUGGCAAAUCAGCAGUGGUAGAAUGUCUUCUUGGAAAUGGGGCAGAUGUUCAUCUAAAAGGAGGCAAGCAACAAGAAACAGCUCUUCAUAUAGCAGCAAGGAUUGAAGAAGCUAAGGGAGAAAGAUGCACAAAAAUGCUUGUUCAAUCUGGUGCUGAUCCAAAUCUUCCCAUGGGAGAUGGAAGAACGGCUGUUCACAUUGCAUCUUCUAAUGGAAACCUUGCAGUGUUAAGAUCUCUUUUACAAAAUGGAGGAGAUGCACAAAUUUCAGACAAAGAGGGAGAAACUGCUCUGCAUAAAGCAUGUAAAGCUUGUAAUUUUCAAAUUGUUCGUGAACUGAUUCAAUUUAUUCAGGGGUUUAUUGGCAACUGCACCGACUAUGUUAAUAAAGUAAAUGCUAAAGGUGAAACUGCUUUGCACUAUACUUGUAUUAUAUCAAAGAACUUGCUUCAUUUUCCUGAAGAAGACAAGCUCAUAGUUAAAAUGUUGAUGGAUAAUAAUGCUGAUGUAACUGUUCAAACUGUGACUGCACAAGAAUCAGCAUUUCAUUAUGUUUCUUUAUCUGGAAAUGCUGAAAUUCUCCAAGAAAUACUCAACAAAACAAAUGUUGGACUCACCCAGUUAAUUGUAAACAAACAAAAUACACUAGGUUGGGCUCCUUUGUUAGCAGCUGCUAGUAGAGGUCAUAAUGAAGUGGUCAACAUCCUUCUUAAAUACAAUGCUCGUGUUGAUGUGUUUGAUAAUGAAGGAAGGUCUCCGCUACAUUUAGCUGCUGAGUAUGGUAGCAUGGAAGUAUGCCAACUUCUUCUUGAAAAAAAUGCAUUUGUAAAUAGCAAGACCAAACAAGGACUUACUGCACUCCACUAUGCUUCAUCUAAGGGUAAUGUAGAUUUGAUUGAUUACCUUGUCAGUAAGCAUGGAGCUUCUAUUGAAUCUCUGACAAUUAAAAAGCAAACACCUAUGCACCUUGCUGCAUUAAACGGAAAGCUGGAGGUCUGUCAAAAACUUAUGGAUCUUGAGGCUAUGGUUGACUUUAAUGAUGACUUAGAUCAAAAGCCGAUACAUUUGGCUGCCCAGAAUGAUCACACAGAUGUUGUCAAACUUUUCUUAGAUAACCGUCCAUCUCUUGUUUCUGCAACAACAAAGGAUGGUAAUACACUAGCCCAUAUUGCAGGGAAGAAAGGGUCUGUCGAUGUUCUUAAAGCCAUGUUUGAUAUUGACAAGACCUUGGUGACAAGUGCUAAAAAUAGAUUCAAUGACAAUUCUCCAUUGCAUCUUGCAACAGAGGGUGGUCAUUUAGAUGCAGUUCGGCUUAUGCUUUCUAAUGGAGUUUCUCCAGGGGAUGAGAACAAAGAUGGAUUUACUCCUGUCCAACUUGCUGCAAAAUGUGGCCAUUCUGAUGUUUUUGAUGUCUUUGCAAAGUCUGGAGUUACCAUGAAAAAUCCUAGCUCUAAAAUAGGCAUGACUGCUUUACAUAUAGCUGCAUAUUACGGAGAGGAGGAAAUAACAAGAGAACUGUUUAAAUUUAUACCAGCAGUAACAAAAUCUGCUCAACCAACCAAGCCUGAAAAUGCUCUUAUAAUGGAAUUGUGUUAUGAAAGUGAUUUGACUCCCCUGCAUCUGGCUUCUUUUUCUGGUAGUGAAAGUUGUGUUCGAGCUAUAUUGAACCAGCCACGAAUUCAAGUAGAUGGCGCAACACAUCCCUCAGGAUACACUCCUUUGCAUCUAGCAUGCUUGUCUGGGCAUGUUGGUGUUGUUGGACUUUUACUUAGCCGAUCAACAGAUCUACUAAAAAGUGUGGAUGCAGCAGGGCAGACAAGCUUGCAUAUUGCUGCAACCAAUGGCCACUACAAUAUGUGUCAAACUCUGUUGGGCCAAGGUGCCAAUGUCAAUGCGGUUGAUCGAAACAAAUGGAAUGCUCUUCAUUGUGCAGCAAAGGGAGGGUUCUUGGAUGUAUGUGCACUCUUGGUAAGUACAGGAACGUCAACUACUGAGCUAACCUCUCAAGAAAAAAAUGCGAUCUGGUAUGCAUGUGUUGAAGGAAACAAGAAUGUUGUUGAGUAUCUCCUUCGUCAUCCUCAUGACACUUAUGAACUACUUGAAGACAAUAAGUUUGUAUACAACCUCAUGAAGAUGGGAAAAACAGACAACCAGAAACCGAUUGAAAACUUCAUUUUUGUUUCUCCUGCCCCCUCUGAUACUGCAGCUAAGCUUUCGGCUAUUUAUAGAGACAUGGCUGGCACUGAAAAAGAAAGGGCAACUGACUUACUUGAAAGUGCAGAUUUUUGUGAAGAUCUUGCAAGGGAAAUGGUAGUUCUCUCCUCCCAUAUUGAAAGUCCAGGUCAAAUUCUGAAUGCAGUUGACAAUGAUAACAAUCAGUUCAUUGAUAUUCUUAUUGAAACCGAGCAAAAAAUGGUAAUAUCAGAAUAUGUUGUUCAGCAGUAUCUUCAAGAAAUCUGGAAUGGACAACUUGAUUGGGCAACUUGGAAACUUGUUGGAUUUUUCUUUUUAUUUGUUUUAAUUCCUCCCAUCUGGUUCUUUUACAGCCUACCCAUAAAUUACAGGAUGAAUAAAAUUCCUUUUGUCAAAUUUUUAUCUUAUCUCACCAGCCAUAUUUACUUUGUUCUCUUCUUGUGCCUCACAUGUGUUAUACCUCUUCAUUCAACAUUCAGGUUCAACAUGUGGCCCUUCUGGUAUGAAGCAAUAACCAUCACCUGGUAUGCUGGGCUUCUACUGGCUCAGUUGACUAACCCUGGUGCCAAGGGCGGACUGGCUUGGAUCAAGUCCUUUAAUGUAUUUCUUGGAGUUUGUGCCCUUUGUGUGCACAUUGUGGCAAUAUUUUUAGAUCCUUACUACUGGAGUCUCCUAAUUUACAUCAGGAACCAAUUUUUUGGGUUGACUCUUUUAAUGGCUCUGGCUCAAAUAUUAGAUUUUUUGGCCUUUCAUCCUUUGUUUGGACCCUGGGCAAUCAUUAUUGGGGAGCUUCUUCUGGAUGUGGGUAAAUUUGUAGUGGUUCUGAGCUUGUUUGUCUUGGGAUUUGCACUUUUAAUUACAUCAAUGAAUCAACCGUUUGGAUUCCCUGGUGAAUACAACAGCACCAAUACCGAAAACCUUCCCCAGGAUGAGUUCUUUGGCAUGGUGGCCGCUGAGGAGGGGGCUCAACCUUUCAUUCUCUUUCAGAAACUUUAUUUUGCUCUGUUUGGAGCAGCAGGACUAGAGGAUCUUCAAAUGUCGGAACAUAUUCAACCUUGGACUACAACAGCGUUUGAGCUAGUUUUUGCAUGCUACCUUCUUCUCACGGUUGUGGUUCUCAUCAAUCUUCUAAUAGCCAUGAUGUCAGAUACCUACGUCAGGAUCAAAGAACAGUCAGACAUAGAAUGGAAAUUUGGUUUGGCAAAACUGAUCAGAAAUAUGCAGAGGACGAAUGUUGCUCCAUCUCCAUUGAAUCUGUUUACAACUUGGAUGGUUCUUAUUCGUAAAAAAUAUCAAGAUGUCAGGGCUGAAAGACAAAGAGCAAAAAUGAAGUUUCGAAGAGCUAUGCGGGAAGAAAUAAUGGCAAAAGCACCAGGAAUGAGAUUUGUUGUGGAGGAACGGAGUAAAAAAACAGAAAAAAAGAAACCAAGAGUUAUUCAUGCUCUAGGUAAUCUUAAAUGGGGGUUUACUCCCCCUGGGCAAACUAAAGUAGGAGAUGUAGAACGGAUGCAGACCAAAUGGGACAGAGAUCAUCAUAUUAAAGUAAAGGAGCAAGCAACUUUUGGUUCCAAUCAAAGCCUUGAAGAAUUUAGACUUCUUAGCAAGACAAUUCCUUGGGCCACGGUUAUAAGGAGCUAUCUAGCUGGGAAAGGAAGAGAGGCUGAACUUAAACCUGCAACAGGAGAGGAAAAAGCUACGACUGUGAAUAGUAUAAUGAAGAGUAUUGCUAAUCUUAAGAAUGAUAAAUCUGGAAAAAUUCAAGCACAAAAAUGGACAAAGGUUCCGACUGAGACGAAAGCUAAGGUGAUAAAUAAAUGGGAGGAGAAAGCAAGAACAGGAUAAUGAAAUAAAAAAAAUUUAAAAAUGUCUACAUCUUGUUUCAUGAAUCUUGUGAACCUUAUUAAAAUAAAUAUAUUUCGGCACAACA
This is a messenger RNA of Eurytemora carolleeae, 5026 nucleotides long. Its product is annotated as serine/threonine-protein phosphatase 6 regulatory ankyrin repeat subunit A. The coding region runs from base 82 to 4941 and encodes 1619 amino acids. Gene Ontology annotation, molecular function: protein binding; calcium channel activity. Gene Ontology annotation, cellular component: membrane; glycosylphosphatidylinositol-N-acetylglucosaminyltransferase (GPI-GnT) complex. The transcript has 18 exons. The record is from RefSeq and is a predicted model, not a curated record. Lineage: Eukaryota; Metazoa; Arthropoda; Copepoda; Calanoida; Temoridae. Gene Ontology annotation, biological process: GPI anchor biosynthetic process; calcium ion transmembrane transport.